Molecule: messenger RNA, 885 nt
Organism: Trypanosoma cruzi
Lineage: Eukaryota; Euglenozoa; Kinetoplastea; Trypanosomatida; Trypanosomatidae
Exons: 1
Coding region: 1-885 (294 amino acids)
Source: RefSeq, a predicted model, not a curated record
AUGGAAAUUAGGAAGACAACAGAGAAUGUCUUGGCAAUUGCGGAUGAUGUCAUCGCUUUAAUAGCUAAUGGUUGCCCAUUGAAUGAGGUAAAAUGUGAUCAGCAUCUCAAUAUGUUUAUUCAGUCACCAGUAUCUACUAAUAGGGUGGACAAAGCGAUUCAGACUGAGUACUAUACUGUGGCUAGGGCGGUUCAACAUUGCAACUUGACAAAAAGCAUUGCAGUACAGAAUAUAUCAUUAAGUGCAGAUCUGGGUACACAGACAGAUUCUUCCGUGAUCUCUUCAGCAGUCCAAACAGAACCGGAUAUGUCCCAUACUUUUAUUCAAGAAGCUUUUAAAAAGGCUAACAACAUUAUCAUUUCACGAUUUGUAAAUAUAGAAGAGAUGUGGAUGAAUCUACUCAACCGUUUACAUCGCUUUAAUUUAGAAUUUAGAAGAUUAUCAACCUCCUUGGAUUCCGUUAGAAGGUCACGUGAUUUUUUUGAAGAAAAAUUAAGGCAAUCUCAGUGGGUUCUCAAUGUUUAUGCAUUAGUAGAAGAAGAAAUUGAGGCUCGUCGUGAUAUUUCCGAAGAGGAGCAAGGAUCACGUUAUAAUAUUGCUUUAAUGGCGAGUUGUGUUAUGAUUGGAUUUCAUAGAGAAUGCGAAAAAGACCUUUUAGUUACUCGAAAUGAGUUAAUUGAAAAGUUAAAUGAUAUAGAUGCUUUGCGGAGACAGCUUUCUGAUAUUCAUGAGGGUAAUACCAUUUGCACUACCACAGAUAAAUCUGAAGUCUGCAACUGUGUAUCUGAAAAAAAACUUACCGAGCAUGCGGAUGACCUUGAAUCUACCGAGGAAAUGAAAAGACUUUUGACGGAAUGUUGGGUGGUUUUGGGUCAGGACAUCUAG